UAAAUCGAGGUGUUUAGCCUUUUCAAUACUGAUUGUGUUAUUUAGAAAAUAGAAAAGUUUUCAUUGCAAUUUAGUUGGCAUUUCGACUGCAUGCAAGCUAGUUUUGUAGAACCUACACAUAUUUACUUUGAGUGUAAAUAAAUAUUUACACUUGACCCCGGUGUUGUGAGUGAGCGCAUCAAAUCACCCAGUUAACGGAAUUAUAUAAUUUGCAUUGGUUCGAAAAUGAGUGCGACCGUAGAUGUAGGUAACUCUGAGAAACUGUUUGUGCCGUCUACAACAAUACUGAUACCGAAUAAUAACAAUAAUAAUGAGCCUGGAAACUGUCAUAUUAACAUUAAAAAUGAUGGCGCCGCCAUUAUUGAAAUUGAUAACGCAAUCGGUGCCGAUAACGAACAAUUCAACAAAAUGGCAAAUUUUGAAGAUAUCGUACAAAGAUGCCGUACUGCAUUCGCCAGUGGAAAGACAAAAGAUGUCAAUUUCAGGCGAAAACAGUUGGAGAAUCUACUGAAAAUGUAUGAAGAACAUGAAAAUGAGAUGAUUAACGCGCUCGAUGCAGAUUUGCGGCGCCCGAAGCAAGAAAGUUUGGUGGUAGAAACAGAAUUUCUUAAAAAUGACAUCAAACACAUACUAUACAAUUUGGGAGAUUGGGUUAAACCCGAAACGCCGGAAAAAUCAUUUGUUAAUCUACUGGACGAUGUGCAAAUUUUCAAUGAUCCCUAUGGCGUGGUCCUGGUAAUCGGCGCUUGGAAUUAUCCACUACAAUUGUUGUUAGUACCAGUUGCAGCUGCCAUAGCUGCUGGCAAUUGCGUUGUGCUUAAACCAAGUGAAAUAUCUACCAAUUGCGCCAAAUUCAUUACGGAGAUGGUGCCGAAAUAUUUGGAUAAUGACUGCUAUCCAGUUGUGUGUGGUGGUCCAACCGAAACGGCUGAAUUAUUGAAGCAACGCUUCGAUUACAUUUUCUACACAGGCUCAACAAGAGUUGGCAAAAUUAUACACGCUGCCGCCAAUAAGUAUUUGACGCCGGUAACACUCGAAUUGGGUGGUAAAAGUCCUUGUUACAUUGAUAAAUCCGUUGAACUGCGUACGGCUGUGAAACGCAUACUCUGGGGCAAACUGAUCAAUUGCGGUCAAACGUGUAUAGCGCCCGAUUAUGUGCUGUGUUCCAAAGAAAUACAAGAGAAAUUUAUUGCUGAAGCAAAAGACGUGCUCAAGGAGUGGUAUGGCGAGGAUAUCAAGAGCAGUCCAGAUCUCAGUCGAAUUAUCAAUCAGAACAAUUUCCAACGCCUGCUUGGUCUAAUGAAAAGCGGCAAAGUCGCUGUUGGUGGUAAUUAUGAUGCCUCUGAACGUUUCAUUGAGCCCACAAUAUUAACAGAUGUUAAAGCUGAUGAUCCUAUUAUGCAAGAGGAGAUUUUCGGCCCACUUUUGCCCAUAUUCACAGUGGAAAAUGCCUAUGAUGCAAUCAAAUUCAUAAAUUCCAGAGAAGCACCACUUUGCGCGUAUAUAUUUACAGCGGAGGCUGAGGUACAAAAUUUAUUUAAACGCGACAUCCAGUCGGGCGGAAUGUGUAUGAACGACACUAUAAUGCAUUAUGCUGUUGACACUUUGCCAUUUGGCGGUGUCGGAUCCAGCGGCAUGGGACGCUAUCAUGGUAAAUAUGGUUUUGAAACAUUCACGCAUAAGAAAUCGUGCCUUGGCAAGGAUCUGCAUCCGCUCGGCGAGCUGCUGGCAUCCGGCCGUUAUCCACCUUAUUCAGAUCGCAAAUCAACGAUACUGGGUAUUCUGCUGCGCAAACGUCGCCCAUUCCCCAAGCUCUAUCUGUCACACCUAUUAGCGGUCGGUUUGGGUAUCGGCCUCACAGUACUCUUCACCCAUUAUUUACAGGGCAAAUUAUUUUCACGCUAAAAUAGCUUGUUUGACGUCCGUUAAUUCAGUGAUUGUCUCCACGGCCACCACAUACCUAAGCAUUGAUUGGUGGGUUUAUAUUGUAUACACCUAUGUUUUAUGACGUUCAAACUUUUCAUCGUUGCGGUGUCAGUGUUCGUUACAUGUACAUACUAUUGAUAUUACUUUUAGAUUGCUCUACGGCUCAACAAUCUUAAUUUCACUUGUAGUUGUAAUUUUCCAUAAAUAAUUAUUAUGAAUACAGCUUAUUGUAUAUUUAAGUACAUACCUAAAUGCAUUUUAAAAAAAUCAAUUCAAAUAAAUAAUGAUAUAUUGUUAACUAACACGCUUUGAUAACAAUAUUUAGUAGUAUUUGUGGGCGCAUCAUGCAUAAAAAGCUUUUAUAAACAUUUGUUAUAAAUAAAAUUUAAAUACAUAUACGGUAUUUUACACAAUUAUAUUAUUUUUAUAAACAUUUGUUCAUAUGGUUUUUUAAAUGCUUAUCCAUUUGCAGAGUGAUUACGAUAAGAAAUGAUAGAAUAGAUAAAAUGAUGUUCUUGCAUAAUACAAACACAAAAUUAUCUAUAAUCAAUAAACGCUGAAGCAAAGAGAUGGUCUAAAUAUAUUUCUAAAAUGUUAUUUAAUAUUAUAUAUGUAAAUUUAAAUAUGUAAAGUUAUUUUAAAUGUAAUAAAACUCAAUUUAAUUUUAUUUUUCACUA
This is a messenger RNA of Bactrocera dorsalis (oriental fruit fly), 2603 nucleotides long. RefSeq names its product aldehyde dehydrogenase, dimeric NADP-preferring (gene Aldh-III). Gene Ontology annotation, cellular component: cytoplasm. The record is from RefSeq and is a predicted model, not a curated record. Gene Ontology annotation, molecular function: aldehyde dehydrogenase (NAD+) activity. Bases 226 to 1905 code for a protein of 559 amino acids. The transcript is spliced from 14 exons. Gene Ontology annotation, biological process: aldehyde metabolic process. NCBI's taxonomy places the organism in Eukaryota, Metazoa, Arthropoda, Insecta, Diptera, Tephritidae.